AAGAACAACAACAAUUUGUGAAUAAAAAAUUAAAAAAGAAAGAGCAUAGAUAAUAGUGUAACCGUAAACCCUAAGCAGAAGUAAAAAGAGUUGUGAGAGAGAGAGAGAAAGAGAAAGAGAAAGAGAGUGAUUGAGAUUUGAAAUAUGAACAAUAACAAUAAUAAUAAUGAUAAAGAAAGGGAUAGCGAAGUUGUUGUUAUGGAAAGAAAAAGAAUAAUUCCAAGUGGAAGUGCUGAAAUUGGAAAAUCAAUAAUAGCAUUAGUUUGCGGCACACUCGUUUACUAUCACUGCGCUUUCAAGAAUUCCCCUAUUGUUUCUCUUUUCUCCGAUGUCUUCAUUGUUCUUCUCUGUUCCCUCGCCAUUCUCGGUCUUCUCUUUCGCCAAAUGAACGUCCAAGUUCCCGUCGAUCCACUUGAGUGGCAAAUAUCUCAGGAUACAGCUAAUACCAUUGUUGCUUGUUUGGCUAACACUGUCGGUGCCGCUGAGUCUGUCUUGAGGGUUGCAGCUACUGGCCAUGACAAGAGACUCUUUUUUAAGGUCAUUCUUUGCCUUUAUGCAUUAUCUGCUCUUGGAAGACUUGCUUUCGGUAUUACUAUUGCCUAUGCUGGGCUAUGCUUGUUUUGUCUUUACAUGUUCGCGGAGUGCUCUCAAACAAUCAGCUCAGGUGUAGCUUGGUUCUUAGGAAGAAGAAAUGACACUAGUAGAGAACAAGACACGAUCAUGUAACCUGUUCAUUUUGUACAUGAUUUUUUUUUUCUUCAUAGUUAGAGUGAUUCUGUUGUUAAAUUGAAAUAAAGCUUGUGAAUAAUAUUGUUAAUAUGAUGUAUAUGAUCACAAACAAUCCAAAAAGAAAUAUCAGAAGUAAACACCCAUUUCGGAACAUGAAUUGGUCAUCCAAAGAUUGUUACAUUUUAUGUAGUCAAUUGAGUGAUACUUUUUUC
Cicer arietinum (chickpea) is the source of this 941-nucleotide messenger RNA. Its product is annotated as reticulon-like protein B22. Lineage: Eukaryota; Viridiplantae; Streptophyta; Magnoliopsida; Fabales; Fabaceae. The record is from RefSeq and is a predicted model, not a curated record.